This is a messenger RNA of Oncorhynchus masou masou (cherry salmon), 5816 nucleotides long. Its product is annotated as UDP-glucuronosyltransferase 2A1-like. Gene Ontology annotation, molecular function: UDP-glycosyltransferase activity. The coding region runs from base 3651 to 5321 and encodes 556 amino acids. NCBI's taxonomy places the organism in Eukaryota, Metazoa, Chordata, Actinopteri, Salmoniformes, Salmonidae. The record is from RefSeq and is a predicted model, not a curated record. The transcript has 5 exons.
UCUGACAUGUACGAUAGGUUAAUGAUAUAAAAGUUGUAUUCCUAUGAACUUCCAGUGUAGUGAGAGACUUUUUCACAGUGCUACGUCAUACUGGACGGACUUCUGGCUGCUUGAACGCCAAUAACUCAGAUGCACAAUGAAAACAUGAAAUGAUCCAGGGAAUCGAUAGAACAUCACUUAAGAGAUGGACAAAAACGAUAUAACAUUCAUUAUGGGUGAGCCUUUCCUUUAACAAAGCCAGGCACAGAACACAACAGAAGCAUAAAGACAAACGUUAGUGGGAAAAAAACAACGUUUAAAAAAAAUCUUUCUCACCGAGAGAAGUUCUGAGCACAACUAAACAACACCUUAUACCACCAUCUAAGUUUGUUGGCACGCCCUGAGGGGCGUGUCUGCAUUCACUGAGUGACGUGGUUCACUAUGAGAACACGAAAACACAGCAAGUCGAAACUCCCUGAUUCUACCAGAGAAAUGAAAAUGUGCUCGUUCUAGCUUAUGGAUUGGAUGAUUAUGAUCAAAACAUAUCAUUGCUAAUAUGAUAAUGACUACAUGUUGUUGCAGAGCCAGGGUGAAAUCCCUUUUAACUCAGCAACAUUUGUAGUUUUUCGAGCAUGAACGGCUUGUUUAAGGUCCUGCCACAACAUCUCAAUUGGAAUAGAGGUCCUGGAUGGCAGGAAGCUUGGCCCCAGUGAUGUACUGGGCCGCUCAUAGGUGUUCCUUUUGUUAGAUAUGUUAGGGCGGUAUGACAAUUAGACUGGGUCUAGGGUUUCUAGGAUAAUGGUGUUGAUGUGAGCCAUGACCAGCCUUUCAAAGCAUUUCAUGGCUACAGACGUGAGUGCUACGGGUUGUUACGCAUUAAGGUAGGUUACCUUAGUGUUUUUGGGCACGGGCACAAUGGCAGUCUGCUUGAAACAUGAUGGUUUUACAGACUUGGACAGGGAGAGGUUGAAAAUGUAAUUGAAGACACUUACCAGUUGGUCAGCACAUGCUCGGAGUACACUUCCUGCUAAUCUGGCCUUGUGAAUGUUGACCUGUUUGAAGGUCUUACUCACAUCGGCUGCUGAGAGCGUGAUCACACAGAUGUCCGGAACAGCUGAUGCUCUCAUGCAUGCCUCAGUGUUGCUUGCCUCGAAGCGAGCAUAGAAGUGAUUGAGCUCGUCUGGUAGGCUUGUGUCACUGGGCAGCUCGCAGCUUCCCUUUGUAGUCUGUAAUGGUUUUCAAGGCGUUGGAGCUGGAGCAGUACGAUUCGAUCUUAGACCUGUAUUGACACUUUUCCUGUUUGUUUGUUCGCCGGAGGACAUAGCAGGAUUUCUUAUAAACUUCUGGGUUAGAGUCCCGCUCUUUGAAAGUGGCAGCUCUACCCUUUAAUUCAGUGCGAAUGUUGCCUGUAAUCCAUGGAUUCUGGUUGGGGCAUGUCCUUCUGUUGGCACAUUAUGAAGACAAACCUUCAUCUGCUUCUGUUGGCACAUUAUGAAGACAAACCUUGAGGUUCUUCUGUAGGCAAGUUAUUCAGAAAGUAUUCAAAUGCCUUUAUUUUAUCCACAUUUUGUUGUGUUACAAAUUGGGAUUAAAAUGGGUUUAGUUUAGUCAUUUUUGUCAACGAUCGACACAAUGCUGUGUAAAUUUAAAGUGGAACAUUUGUAAAAAUAAAAAAAAAGUAAUGAAAAGUAAAACAUCAAUAUAUCUUGAUUAGAUACAGUAAGUAUUCAACGCCCUGAGUCACUACACGUUUGAAUCAUCUCUCACAGCGAUUACAGCUGUGAAUCUUUCUCGGUAUGUCUCUAAGAGCUUUGCACAUUAUUCUUUUUAAAAUCCUUCAAGCUCUAUCAAAUUGGUUGUUGAUCAUUGCUCGAUACAUCCUCAAGUCUUGCCAUAGAAUUUAAAUCAGAUUUAAGUCUGAAUUGUAACAUUCAAUGUUGUCUUGUUAAACAAUUCCAGUGUCUAUUUGGCCUUGUGUUUAAAGUUAUUUGUAUUUUUCCUUUAUUUCACUAUGUAUACUGUCUACUGUCUAUAUUUACCAUGUAUACUGUACAUUAACCAUGUAUACUGUAUACUGUCUAUUUUAUUUUACCUUUAUUUAACCAGGCAAGUCAGUUAAGAACAAAUUCUUAUUUUCAAUGACGGCCUAGUGGGUUAACUGUCUGUUCAGGGGCUGAAAGACAGACCUUGUCAGCUCGGGGGUUUGAACUUGCAACCUUGCGGUUAUUAGUCCGACGCUCUAACCACUAGGCUACCCUGCCACCCCAGCUGAAAGGUGUAUUCAUCUCAGUGUCUGGUGGAAAGCAGACUGAACCAGUUUUUUCUCCAUUCCCUUUCUUUUUAUUCUGAAAAACUCCCUAGUCCUGCAAAAUAUAAUGUAGACAUCACCUUGUGUUGGACACUUUAUAUUCAGGACAUUCAUUUCUUUUGUUACAUUUUUUUUGCAGUUUCACUUCUCACUCUGUCAUUUUCGGUUAGUAAUUGUAGUAAAUACAAUGUUGUUGAUCCAUCCUCAGUUUUCUCCUAUCACAGCCAUUAAACUCUGCAACUGUUUUAGAGUCACCAUUGGCCUCAUGGUGAAAUUAGCUUAGCUUCUUGUUAAUCGAGCCAUUGUGUCCGAUUUCAAAAAGGCUUUACAGCAAAAGCACACCAUAUGAUUAUGUUAGGUCAGAGCCUAGUCACAGAAAAACACAGCCAUUUUUCCAUCCAAAGAGAGGAGUCACAAAAAGCAGAAAUAGAGAUAAAAUUAAUCACUAACCUUUGAUGAUCUUCAUCAGAUGGCACUCAUAGGACUUCAUGUUACACAAUACAUGUAUGUUUUGUUCGAUAAAGUUCAUAUUUAUAUCCAAAAAUGCACAUUGGUGCGUUAUGUUUAGUAAUGUUGUGCCUCAAACACAUCCGGCGAAUUUGCUGAGAGCCACAUUAAUUUACAGAAAUACUCAUUAUAAACGUUGAUAAAAGAUACAGUGUUAUGCACAGAAUUAAAGAUAUACUUCUCCUUAAUGCAACCGCUGUGUCAGAUUUCAAAAAGCUUUACGGAAACGCUUGUCAUCCGAACGUGAAAAUACUGCCCCCUAUCCCAAACAGGUUAACACAUUUGUACUCCUGAAAUGAUUUAGUCUUGCCAUAAGAAAGGGGUUGAAUACUUUUUGACUCAAGCUCAGCUUUUCAUUUUUUUUUUAAAUGAAUUUGUAAAAGAAAAAAUCUAAAAACUAGAAUUCCACGUUGACAUUAUGGGGUAUUAAACCAGAGACACAAACAUCUCAAUUGAAUCCAUGUUAAAUUCAGACUGGAACACAACAAAACGUUUUAAAGGUUCAGGUGAAUACAUUCUGAAGGCACAUAACUACAACCUGGAGUCAGACUAGAGAUGGACACAAUCACAUAUGGAUUGUAUCAAUGAUAAGUAGGCAUUUAAAUUGGGUAAGAGGUCAGUUAUGUGACAGGUGUGUUUCACCAGAACUCACUAGUGUUAUUGCCCAUGUAGUGGUUGAAUCCCAAAUGGCAUCCUAUUCCCUACAAUAGUCUACUAUGUCGACCAGAGCCCUGAGGACCCUGGGCAAAACGAGUGCAAUUUGGGAGGCAGCACUAUCUGUUUGUAAAUCAUCUACCUGGGCUAUACUAUCAGGUGGACAUUGAACCCUGAAACGUUCAAAGUAUUGCCAGCCUAUAUGUUGCAGUUUGCAGUCCCCUGCAGAGCGUUGUUAAUGCUGCAUGGACUCUAUAGCACCGACACAAUGUAUUCCCGCUCUCCUUGGGGACACCUCUCGUUUCUAAGUCUGGUGUCAUUUCUCCUUCUCCUUCCUGCACCGUGCUGCCAUGGAGGAAAAGUCCUGGUCUUUCCUGUCGAUGGAAGCCACUGGAUCAACAUGAAGGUACUGAUCGAGGAGCUCCAUGGCAGAGGCCACACCAUCACAGUGGUCAGACCCUCCACCAGCUGGUACAUCACGGAGAAGUCACCUCUAUACACCUCCAUCACCAUCAAGGAGAAAGAUAACUUAUACAGCUACAUCGAAACCUUCCUACAGAAUCAACUGAAGGCUCAGAGAGAGGGGAUAUCUUUGCUGAAGUUCUUCCAACUAACCAAGGAGUUCCUCAGUAUGAUAGAAGAAGCCCACAUCCUGGGCUGCGAGAUGCUGGCUCGCAUGUUCGACGACAAGAAGCUGAUGAAGAGUCUCCAGGACGCUCAGUAUGACAUGAUGCUCACCGACCCUAACCUCGCUGGAGGGCUGCUGAUGGCCCACUACCUCAAACUGCCUGUGGUGCUCAACGCCCGUUGGAUCACCAGCGGGGAGGGCCAUUUUGCCAUCGCCCCCUCUCCCUUGUCCUACAUCCCGGUCACAGGGUCUGGAUUCAUUGACAAGAUGACCUUCGUCCAACGGGUCCAAAACAUGCUGCACUACAGCAUCAUCGUGUAUCAGCAGAGGUUCGUAGUUGGGCCGAUUUAUGACGCAAUUUGCGCCAAGUACUUCGAAGGGGGCUGUGACAUCAUCUCCUUGAUCCAGGAAGCUGACAUCUGGCUGAUGAGGUCUGACUUUGUGUUUGACUUCCCCCGUCCCACCAUGCCCAACGUCGUCUACAUGGGGGGGUUCCAGUGCAAGCCGGCCCAGCCCCUGCCUCCAGACCUGGAGGAGUUUGUCCAGAGUGCCGGGGAGCAUGGGGUGAUCGUCAUGUCUCUGGGGACUCUUGUCAAUGCACUUCCUGUUGAUAUCACAGACCAGAUCGCCAGCGUGUUCGCCAAGCUGCCUCAGAAGGUGAUCUGGAGGCACCGGGGCAAGAGGCCCUCCACUCUGGGCAACAACACUCUUCUGGUGGACUGGAUGCCCCAGAAAGACCUCCUGGGCCACCCCCAGACCAGAGCCUUUGUGGCCCACGGAGGAACCAAUGGGGUCCAGGAGGCCAUCUACCACGGCACCCCAGUGCUGGGGAUACCCCUGUUCUUUGACCAGUAUGACAAUCUUCUGCGUCUGCAGGAGAGAGGCGCUGCUAAGAUCCUGGAGCUGGCCAUGUUCAACGGACCCAAUUUCCAGCAGGCUCUGAACCAGGUGCUCACCCACGCCCCCUACAGGGAGAACAUGCAGAGGCUGUCCCGCCUGCACAGGGACCAGCCCAUCAAGCCCAUGGACAAGGCCCUCUUCUGGUUGGAGUUUGUGAUGCGACACAAGGGGGCGUCUCACCUCCGUACGUCGGCCAACAGGAUGCCCUGGUACUCUUACCACUCUGUGGACGUGUUGCUACUGCUGCUGGCUGCCGGGGGAGGAGUCUUUCUCUCUACUGGGCUCCUGAUCAGGAUCCUCUGGAGAACCUGCCGGAAGAACAGGAACAAAACCAAACAACACUGACACCAGUUGUAGAAUCGCAUUACUGGAAACCAAGACUGUUCUCAGGGCAGACCUGCUUAUAGCUAGAUAUAUUGCGUACGGGACAGUUCUACCAUUUUCCUUAAUUUAGUUUCCUUACACCCACAGUGCCUUCAGAAUGUAUUCACAUCCCUUGACUUGUUCAACAUGUUGAUGUGUUACAACCUGAAUUUAAAAUUGAUUUAAAAAAAUGUUUAAGCUGACAUGUCUUUAGUCAAUAAGUUUUCAACCACUUUGUUAUGGCAAGCCUAAAUAUGUUAAUGAGUUAAAAUGUGCUUAACCAAGUCACAUAAGUUGAAUGGACUCACUCACAUGAUUUUUUUUAUGACUACCUUAUCUCUGUACCUCACACAUAUGUAACAAGCAGUGAAUUUCAAACACAGAUUCAACCGCAAAGACCAGGGAGAUUUUCCAAUGCCUUGCAAAGAAGGGCACCUAUUGGUAGAUGGGUAAAAAUAAACAAGACAUUGAAUAUCA